Messenger RNA from Zingiber officinale, 2044 nucleotides. RefSeq names its product probable inorganic phosphate transporter 1-8. The coding region runs from base 271 to 1884 and encodes 537 amino acids. The record is from RefSeq and is a predicted model, not a curated record. Lineage: Eukaryota; Viridiplantae; Streptophyta; Magnoliopsida; Zingiberales; Zingiberaceae. The transcript has 3 exons. Gene Ontology annotation, biological process: phosphate ion transport; transmembrane transport. Gene Ontology annotation, cellular component: membrane. Gene Ontology annotation, molecular function: phosphate transmembrane transporter activity.
AAAUUGCUCCUUCCUAAAUGUUAAAAUGGAAAUUGCUCCUUCCUAAAUGUUAAUUAACCUUGACACCACACCGAGCGCCCUCCUCUUCUCCUGCUCAUUUCCGAACGCCUAUUUAUGACCUCGCCCGUUCCUCUUCCCUACGCUGAUUAUAUCUACUCAUCUUCUCCAUUCUUCUCCACAGCUUCGUCCUCCCCCUAAUCCCAACAAGCAGAGACCAGUUGUGCGUUGAGAAGGAAGGAUUAGCAGCCGAGGAAGAAGCAGAGCAGAGCAAUGGCAGGAGGAGACAACCUGCAAGUGCUGCACGCGCUGGACGCGGCGAAGACGCAGUGGUACCACUUCACCGCCAUCAUCGUCGCCGGCAUGGGCUUCUUCACCGACGCCUACGAUCUCUUCUGCAUCUCCCUCGUCACCAAGCUCCUCGGCCGCAUCUAUUACUUCGACCCGACCUCUGAAAAACCGGGCACGCUGCCGCCCAACAUCUCCGCCGCCGUCAACGGCGUCGCCUUCUGCGGCACGCUCUCCGGCCAGCUCUUCUUCGGCUGGCUCGGCGACAAGUUGGGCCGCAAGAAGGUGUAUGGCAUGACUCUCAUGCUGAUGGUCAUCUGCUCCGUGGCUUCCGGCCUCUCCUUCGGCCACACCGCUAAGGGCGUCAUGGCCACGCUCUGCUUCUUCCGCUUCUGGCUCGGUUUCGGUAUCGGCGGAGACUACCCGCUCUCCGCCACCAUCAUGUCCGAGUACGCCAACAAGAAGACGCGCGGCGCCUUCAUCGCCGCCGUCUUUGCCAUGCAGGGCUUCGGCAUAAUCACCGGCGGCAUCGUCGCCCUCAUAUUCUCCGCCGGUUUCAAUAGCAGGUUCGACGCGCCGCCUUACGCGGUGGACCGCGCCGGCUCGACCGUGCCCGAAGCCGAUUACGUCUGGCGAAUCAUUCUCAUGCUCGGCGCUGCGCCGGCGGUGCUGACCUACUAUUGGCGGAUGAAGAUGCCGGAGACGGCGCGGUACACCGCCUUGGUGGCGAAGAACGCGAAGCAGGCGGCCGCCGACAUGUCGAGGGUCCUCCAGGUGCAAAUCGUGGAGGAGCAGGAAAAGGUGGAGCAGCUGACCUCGAAGAAGGCGAAUAACUUCGGACUCUUCUCGAGGGAGUUCGCCCGGCGCCACGGCCUGCACCUCCUCGGCACCACCACCACCUGGUUCCUCCUCGACAUCGCCUUCUACAGCCAGAACCUGUUCCAAAAGGACAUCUUCAGCGCCAUCAACUGGAUCCCCAAGGCCGCCAGCAUGAACGCCAUCGAGGAGGUGUACCGCAUCGCCCGCGCCCAGACCCUCAUCGCGCUCUGCGGCACCGUGCCGGGCUACUGGUUCACCGUCGCCUUCAUCGACAUCAUCGGCCGGUUCACCAUCCAGAUCAUGGGCUUCUUCUUCAUGACCGUCUUCAUGCUCUGCCUCGCCGUGCCCUACCACCACUGGACCACGCCGGGCAACCACAUCGGCUUCGUCCUCAUGUACGCCUUGACCUUCUUCUUCGCCAACUUCGGGCCGAACAGCACGACGUUCAUCGUGCCUGCGGAGAUCUUCCCGGCGCGCCUGCGGUCGACCUGCCACGGCAUCUCGGCGGCGGCGGGGAAGGCCGGGGCCAUCGUGGGGGCGUUCGGGUUCCAGUACGCGGCGCAGAGCAGGGACCCAGCGAAGCGCGACAAGGGCUAUCCGGCCGGCAUCGGCGUCCGGAACGCGCUCUUCGUGCUGGCCGUCUGCAACCUACUGGGCCUCCUCUUCACUUUCUUGGUGCCGGAGUCGAAGGGGAAGUCUCUGGAGGAAAUGUCCGGCGAGAACGAGGGCGAGCAGGAGACGGAAGCCGCCGCAGCUCCCAGCAAAACAAUCCCCGUUUAGGAUUUUUUUUUGUCAUUUUAUUAUGAAAGACAACACUUUGGUCUCUCCUGCUGUACCCGCUGAAGGUGUUCAUCGUUUAGCAACUAAAACUUGGUAGUCGGUCGCUGGUAUGCAAAUAGCAGUCUGCUAAUAUAAAUAAACAAUCGAUCUUUGUGUCUUA